Messenger RNA from Trichophyton rubrum CBS 118892, 1104 nucleotides. RefSeq lists its product as uncharacterized. Gene Ontology annotation, biological process: barbed-end actin filament capping; actin filament depolymerization. The transcript is spliced from 4 exons. Gene Ontology annotation, molecular function: actin monomer binding; actin filament binding. Bases 1 to 1104 code for a protein of 367 amino acids. The record is from RefSeq and is a predicted model, not a curated record. NCBI's taxonomy places the organism in Eukaryota, Fungi, Ascomycota, Eurotiomycetes, Onygenales, Arthrodermataceae. Gene Ontology annotation, cellular component: actin filament; cytoplasm.
AUGCAGUCAGGCAUAUCAGUUUCUACGGAGGUCCAUGACGCCUUUGCGGGCUUCAUAUCUAACCCCUCGCUCUUCUGCCUGCCCAUCACAAUCACCGACGAGCAGCUUGUUCCCCUGCAACCCAUUUCUUUCUCGCAUGGAAGCAGCAGCGACGGUGAUGAUAACCGCCAGUUCUUUGCCUCGUUGCCGUCCCUCGCGGACCAUCUACAGCCCAAGACUCCUAUCUACCUCCUGCUCAGGCGGUCGCAGGAGCACGCAGAAACAGGCUUGAUAGCCCUCUCGUUCGUUCCCUCAAACAGCCCCGUACGCUCCAAGACACUUUUUGCAAGCACUCGAGCUGCACUCAUUCGCGAACUGGGAUCAGAGAACUUUGCGGAAAAUAUAUUCGCUACAGAUGUCGAAGAGGUGCUUGAUGAGGAGGAAUGGAAAGAGAGGGAACUGGACUUGAAUGCUAAGAGUGGUGCAGGUGGUGCGGGUGGUGAUGACAGACGAGAUGAGCUCAUGGGAGAACAAGAAAGGGAACUGAACGCUGUUAAAAGAGGUGAGAAUGAUGCAAGAGACAUGUGGAAGCGCAGGAUGGAUAUCGGUAUUGGGGGAACUGUUAGUUCGGAUGGAAAUAAGGGUGGCCAGCUAUCCGGAGCUGGAGCUUCUGAGAGCAGUACCCUAUUUAAAACUGGAGAUGGCGCCGAAGAAGCGUUACAGAUCCUGGGCCAAGAUGGGGCCGCCGUCUUCUUGGCUAUUGAUGUGAAAACAGAGACGUUGAACCUAGUGGGAACAGAGUCUAGCGUUGCGCCAGAAUCUCUAUCAGGGCACAUCCCAGCCUCAGAACCACAGUACACCUUCUAUCGCCAUCCCGGCUCCUCCGAGUUGAUCUUCAUUUACACAUGUCCUUCCGGUUCCUCCAUCAAGCAGCGCAUGUUGCACGCUAGUAGCCGUGCAGGAUUGUUGGUGUGGGCAACGCGAAACGGCGUCUCUGUCAAUCAUAAGAUCGAGGCAUCCGGUGCAGAUGAAAUCACACCCGAUAGACUGCAGGAGGAGAUAAGCCCGCCUGUCCAAGAGGUCAAGAAAGCAUUCGCCAGACCAAAGAGACCGGGUAAGAGGUAG